This is a messenger RNA of Theobroma cacao (cacao), 1642 nucleotides long. Lineage: Eukaryota; Viridiplantae; Streptophyta; Magnoliopsida; Malvales; Malvaceae. The record is from RefSeq and is a predicted model, not a curated record.
ACAUUUUCUUGUAAACCAACUCCUGGGGCUUAGGUCUUUGAUCAUAUAGAAACACUACUCUCUCUCUCUCUCUCUCUCUCGCCCUUUUCUGAUCUGCUUUUCUUUUUGACCUUUUGAAUAAACAAUUUUCAGCACUGAUUCUGGCCUGCCAUUGGCUGCAAUAUUGAGAGAGAGAGAGAGAGAGAUGGGGCACCAUUCCUGUUGCAACAAGCAGAAGGUGAAGAGAGGGCUAUGGUCACCAGAGGAAGAUGAGAAACUCAUUAACUACAUUACAACCUAUGGCCAUGGUUGUUGGAGCUCAGUCCCUAAACUUGCAGGCCUGCAGAGAUGUGGAAAGAGCUGCAGAUUAAGAUGGAUAAAUUACCUCAGACCAGACUUAAAACGUGGGAGUUUCUCUCCACAAGAAGCAGCUCUCAUCAUUGAACUCCAUAGUAUUCUAGGCAACAGAUGGGCACAGAUAGCAAAGCAUCUACCGGGGAGAACAGAUAAUGAGGUGAAGAACUUUUGGAAUUCAAGUAUCAAGAAGAAGCUUAUCUCUCAUGAUGUUCCACCUUUAGCAUCUUUCGCUGAUGUUCAUAAUUCUACUCCUCCAGAGGACGGUUUUAUCUCUCUAAACGCAAACCCUAAUUUGAUCUUAAGUACUCAACAAGACCACCUCUACCUUUUCCCGGCAGCACCAGUACUACAAAGUUUUGGUCAUGGAGAUUUCAAGCCAAAUUCGAACAAUUACAAUAUCGAUUUGGUUCAUCAUCAUUUUCCAACUCCAAUGCUCCCGCCCCCUUCAAAUACAUCUUCUUCCUUUGACCCAACAUGGCCAUUGCCGCCCUUUGUCCCUCAACAUCUUGAUCAUCAAAACCAAGAAGACGUUCAAAUUUUCAGCAAUGAAGUAGUCCAAAAUUUUGUUAGUGAUAAGCUUAUCAAUCCAACCACUGCAGUAACUCCUUAUGACCAACCGUUAAUGGCCCCAACCGUGCCCAAACUCUGUGAAAUCCUUGAAGGAAACAUCUGCAGCUUGCCACAAGCAUCUGUUUCACUAGAAAAUAUCGAUCCAGUUUCCAGACUUUCAUCGUCAUGUUUUCCGUCAGCUGGUUCAACCUACCCACAUGACAUGCACGUGCCAACAAGCCAGAUGGAGUACAUGGAUACCAUCAUCACGUCGCAGCUGCCAUCAUCUUCAUCAUCGUCAUCCUUAUCAGCAUUAUCCAGCGGACAAUAUGUUACAAACCCUAAUCUUGCUUCAAGCAGCUGGGACCCCUAGGCAUGGCGGAUCACAUCUUACAUUAUGUUGGGUUGGAUUUAGCGAGGUGGGGACAUAUAAAACAAUGGAAAAUUCAUAUUCAUACAUUUUAUGUAUGAUUAAUAGAAAGUUGUAGCAAGGUGACGGCACUAAAGAUUAAUGUGCAGACCAACAUAUUUAGUAGCUGGUAAUGAUAUAGGGUCUUAUGAGAGAUUUCCAUAAUUUCCGUCGGAAGUUUCCGAAGCUAUUUUAAUUUUCAUAUAUGCACUUUAAUUUGGGAUUGGGAUGGGACAGCAUGAAGGAUUAAGUUGGAAGACGAACAAGUUACAUGAAUCAGACAAAAAUAUUACUACCUAGAAUUAUAUCCUACUUUAAGUACCGUACUGCAUGACUCUGAUAUAAAUA